GCGAAGUCGUAGCCUCCUGUGUCGCCGAGUGGAUGUGUCGGAGCCACGUGCGUGCACCAUGUCGGGCAAGAGGAGCAGUACGAGAGGCUUUCAAAAAGCCCCUGACCGUAGGGACAAAAACGAACAGAGUUCGCAAAGGCCAGAGCAGUAGCGCGAACCCGAGCCAACGGAAAUUUCGUGAUGAAGCGAAGAGCAAAGUGUUCGGAGCGUUCCCUCCUAAAGGCGCUGGAACACUGACAGUGGAGAAACUUCAGCAGCACAAUGGCUGUGCUUAUGAAGAUUCUGUGGUUGGGGCAGACGAUGCAGUGGAUAAACUCAGCAUUGCCGAGACUGAAAGCAAUCGCACUGCUGAAUCGGACUGGACUCUUGGCUCUAUUGUGACAAUGAACAGACUACUUCACAAGUGGGACCCAACGUCGGAACUGCACAAAGAGAUGUUAGCAAUGUACAAUGCAUCAACUGAGAUCAUAAAGACCAAGGGUGGUCAGCAGACUGAUACUGAGUACUUUGCUGUUCUGAUGACAACACUAGAAGCUGUUGAUGCUGAUAUUUCGAGAACAUCAGCUGCUGCUCUGCUAGCAAUUUUUGCCAAGAGGGUGCCUACUGCUGUUCUUAGGAAGAAGUUUUCUUGGAUAACAACCAUGUGCAUAAACUUCAUGCAAUCAUAUGCACAGUCCACACAUGUCAUGCUGCUUCGUAAUCUGCUGUGCUUGCUGACUUCAUGUUUGAAGUCGUUGGACCUGGCCUCGUGGAGUGAGUCAUCUACGCUGCAAGUCUUCAGCUUCAUGUUUCCGUACAUUGUCCAUAGCAGGCCUAAGCUUCGCAAGUUUGCUCAGAAGCUCAUCUGCAGCAUCCUGACAAGCAGCAGCAUCAUGUCUGUACCUGAUGCUCCACCUACACAUCCUGCAGUACCUGCUCUUGUUUCCUUCUGCCUUCCAGUCAUAAAGUCAUCGGCAG
Rhipicephalus sanguineus (brown dog tick) is the source of this 957-nucleotide messenger RNA. RefSeq names its product RRP12-like protein. The annotation marks the transcript as partial. Lineage: Eukaryota; Metazoa; Arthropoda; Arachnida; Ixodida; Ixodidae. The transcript has 6 exons. The record is from RefSeq and is a predicted model, not a curated record.